AUGGUGGUGCCCUAUCUCCCUGAAUACGAGGGACAUGACCCGCAAAGCAAAUUGACUCCUGCGGUUGCUCCCUUCGCUGGACGACUGGGAGGGAAUCAGGAUUUUGUAGUCGAUCGCAGUGAUCCGCGCAAUGAGAAGGUCCUGGAGAAGGUGCCGGACGCGGCGCCCUGGAUGUCGUUGAGCGAAAUCUUGGACCUGCGUGGAUUUUUGAGUUUGGAUCUGUGGAAGUUUGCCUGUCUGGAAUGCAUUGGUGCGUUUUUGAAUCUUAUCUUGGACCCUUGCAGUAGUGAACGUUCAACUAAUUUGGGUCCCCCCCUGCCAGCCAGUAUGAUGAACGUCUUUAUCUCCGCAUGGGUCACCCUGCACGCUCCCGCCGCCGUCGAAGCCCCCAAAACCGAAGUUGGCAUCUACCACACGCUGACCUUCUUUUCGCCCCUGUUCGGCGGGAUCACCAAUCUCCUGCUGACGCCGUUGCUCAUUUAUACCUUUGCGCCGUCGAGCGGCGGCCACAUUAGUCCCACCAUCACUCUCGCCACGCUGUUCGCGCGGAUCAUCUCGCUCCCUCGGGCCAUCUUAUAUAUGGCAGGCCAGACCCUUGGGGGCGCGCUAGCGGGAUUCGCCAUUCACACGGCCUACGGAUCCCGGGAUUUCACCGUCGGAGGUUGCCAUGUGGACACCUCCCUAGUGCCGGUGAACGCCGCCCUCAUUAUCGAGUUCUUCGCCUGCUUAGUGUUGAUCUUCCUCGCGUUCGGCGUGGCCCUGGAUCCCCGUCAAGCGAAGAUCUUCGGGCAUGCCGCGGGGCCUUGGUUGGUUGGUGUCGUCCUGGGAGUGGUCUGUUGGGCGACGGCCUUCACGCGGCCGGGGUAUAUUGGAGCCAGUCUCAAUCCCGCCCGUUGCUUUGGCGUUUAUGUCGCAUCGGAGUUCCCCGGCUAUCAUUGGGUGCACUGGGUGGCGCCUCUCGCUGCGGCCGUAGCCCAUGGUCUUGUAUAUCUCAUUGAUCCUCUCUGGAGUGAUCCCCGAUAA
Aspergillus bombycis is the source of this 1023-nucleotide messenger RNA. RefSeq names its product putative aquaporin. Gene Ontology annotation, cellular component: membrane. The transcript is spliced from 3 exons. The coding region runs from base 1 to 1023 and encodes 340 amino acids. Lineage: Eukaryota; Fungi; Ascomycota; Eurotiomycetes; Eurotiales; Aspergillaceae. Gene Ontology annotation, biological process: transmembrane transport. The record is from RefSeq and is a predicted model, not a curated record. Gene Ontology annotation, molecular function: channel activity.